Messenger RNA from Acanthopagrus latus (yellowfin seabream), 7286 nucleotides. RefSeq names its product Ets2 repressor factor (gene erf). NCBI's taxonomy places the organism in Eukaryota, Metazoa, Chordata, Actinopteri, Spariformes, Sparidae. Gene Ontology annotation, molecular function: sequence-specific DNA binding; DNA-binding transcription factor activity, RNA polymerase II-specific. The record is from RefSeq and is a predicted model, not a curated record. The transcript has 5 exons. Gene Ontology annotation, biological process: cell differentiation; regulation of transcription by RNA polymerase II. Gene Ontology annotation, cellular component: nucleus. Bases 782 to 2647 code for a protein of 621 amino acids.
CCGUGUGGCAGGAGGAGAGCGAAACACGACACCCCGCCAGAGGAAAGGGGAGGGUGGGGGGGAGGCUGAGAGAGAACACGAAGUGAGUGAGUGAGUGGAAAAAGAAAAAGUCCGUGCCGGAGAACGAGAGGAGCAGAGAAAGAACAGAGUUGGCUUUGGUAGGUUUUUUUUGUCCUCUCUCUCUCUCAGAAGCGCCGCCGCUGUUUUGACUGUCGGUGAGGAAAGAGGAGGAUGAUGAUGGUGAUGAUGAAGAUGUGGAGGAGGAAUCGACCAUGCGACAUCGUUUCAACAAACGGGAUGAACAUUUAGACCCGUCGCAUUCCGUUGCUCCAGGACCGACCGACCGACGGCGGCACGACUCCUCGCAAACUUCGACCUGCGCCACUCAGACCCGGGCGACUGGAUUUCGCCCCAGAGACUCGGGGUGGCAACUUUUCGCAUCAGAAGAAAGCCCCGCUCUCGAAAACAAAAUACCCGGGCGCAAAAGUUUUUACAGCACGUAACCGGCGUGUCGAGAUUAAAACAAAGAAGCUCACGUGAAGUUAACGGAGAGAAAAAAAAAGAGGGGGAAAAAACCACAACUUUUUCUUAAAGCCGAGCUCAGAGUCGCGGCAGGUUCUUUCUAACGAGCCACUUGUGAGAACAACACCGGAGGAAGGAGUGGGGUGUCACUGCUAACUUCGCUAGCUUACUCGGGCUAACGGCUAGCUAACUAACGUCUAAAGUUACGAGUCGACGUGGGAAAGUGACCCGAAGCAGCCCGCCGAAGACGACAACAAAGAUGAAAACCCCGGGGGACACGGGGUUUGCCUUCCCAGAAUGGGCCUACAAGCCCGAGUCGAGCCCGGGCUCCAGACAGAUCCAGCUAUGGCACUUCAUCCUGGAGCUGCUGAGGAAAGAAGAGUACCACGACGUCAUUGCCUGGCAGGGAGACUAUGGGGAGUUUGUCAUCAAGGACCCAGAUGAGGUUGCCCGCCUAUGGGGGGCCAGAAAGUGUAAACCACAGAUGAACUACGACAAGCUCAGCCGAGCGCUAAGAUACUACUACAACAAGAGGAUCCUCCACAAGACCAAAGGAAAGAGGUUCACCUACAAGUUCAACUUCAACAAACUUGUGCUCGUCAACUACCCGUUCAUCGACAUGGGCUCUGGUCGAGUCCCUCAGAGUGCCCCUCCAGUGCCGACCGGAGGUUCCCACUUCCGUUUCCCCCCCUCCACGCCAUCAGAUGUCCUCUCCUCUAGCGAGGAGCUGCGCAGCCCAGGCAUGUUUAGCAGUGUGGCUCGCCGGAUGGCCCGUGGCUCUGUGAGCGACUGCAGUGACGGCACCUCCACCAACUCAGAGCUGGAGGAGGCUGGGGGGGCUGAUGAGCGAGGAGUAGGGCCCGACAGGGCUUUCAGGGGCCUCCUUCCUCCCCGCCUGCCUCAUGAUUCUCUCUUCAGGGUCUACGGCGGGGGGCCCAACCCAGCAGGGCUUGCCAGACCGACCCACAGGGUCCAUCCAGACCCUCUGUCUCCAUUCCCUGUAUCCCCCCUGCCUGGCCCAGGGGGUCUCCUGGCUCCAACUCUGUCCCCAGCCCUGUCCAUGACCCCCACCCCACACCUGCCCUACACCCCCUCUCCCUCCCUGUCCUCCCCCAUGAUGGGGUCCCACUUCUCCUUCAACCCGGAGGACAUGAAGCACUACCUGCAGGCCCACACCCAGUCCGUCUACAACUACCACCUCAGCCCCCGAGCCUUCCUCCACUACCCCAACAUCAUCAUCCCCCAGCCACACCGCCCCACCCUGGAGAAGCCGGCGGCCCAUCACCUCCACGGCCCGCCUCUGCCGCUCUCUCAUUCGCUCAGCCAGCAACAUCCAGGAAGCAUGGAUGAGCAGCAGCACCCAUCACCGUUCAAGUUCAAGCUGCAGCCGCCUCCACUCGGGCGCAAACAGAGAGACGCAGGGAGCUCAGUGGCUGCCUCCUCUUCCUCCAGCCAGGCCUCCUCGUUCUCGGGGUCUGGUCACAUAUCUAACGCAGGGCCGCCCAAGAUCAAGGUGGAGCCCAUAUCAGACAUCGAGUCAGAGGAAGAGGUGGAGGUGACUGAUAUCAGUGAGGAAGAUGAGCUCAAUCACAACGAUGAGGAAGGGGACAUCUUCACGCCGACAAUUCGUCACCAUCAUAAUCAGCUGAACAACCAUCACCAAGCCAAUGGAAACGGUAGCAGCCUCCCCGCCGCUCCUCACAGUCACCCUGAUGAUGACCCUGAUGAUGAUGAAGAGGUGUUCAAGACUCCCGCGACUCCUCCCAUUGGCAGCCCGGCAUUCCCUCUGCUCAACCUGAAGACCGAGCCAGGUCAGGCGGCACCCAUCAGCCCCGGAGGCACGCGCUGCAUCCCGCUCAAACUCCGCUUCAAACGCCGCUGGAGCGAGGACCAGAAGAUGGAGGCGGACGGAGAGAGGGACGAGGCGGAGGACAAGAAAGUGAGGGCAGAGGGAGAGGAGGAGGUAGAGGGGAAGAGAGUGGUGGAGGUGGAGAACGGGGGAGGAAGAGCAGGAGGAAGUGUUAUUUUGGGGUUGAUGCUGCCACCAGCUCCCACCCAGCGCAGAGCCAGCUCUGAGCUGCAGAGGGCUACAGCACAGCUGUCUCUGGAAAACACUGGCUGCUGAGCCUCAUACUCAAACAGGGGAUUCUACCGAGAUGGAAAACACACUUGUCAACAAACGUGAUAGUUUCCUGUCGACCAUAACGUCUUGUGGUGUCAGCCAGCAGAAGUAGAUGUGACAGGUUGCAACUAGCAUUAAACUGCCCAUUAUUUUUGAUGAUAAAUCCAUUAUAGAGUCAAUAACAUGAUUUGAAAAUGCUCGUCACAAUAAUCCAGAGCCCCAAACCCAAAGAUUCUUCAUUCACUUUAAUAACUGACAGAGAAAAGAAGCAAAUCUUAAAUUUAUGAAGCUGCAACCAGCAAAAAUUACUGAAACAUUUGAUCAACUUUCAAAUAGUUGGUGGUCGAAUAAUCAUUGCAGCUCUACAGAAGACUGUUCUGAAACUGAAAUGUGAUGUUAGAAACACACUUUCUUGUCGUUCUUCCCAGUUUAUCUGAAUGUGCACAUGUUUCAUAUGGAGGAAAUUCUAUUUUUUGUGCAAUAAUUAAAGGAGUUGUUGGGCACUUUUCACUGACCUCACAGCCCCACAAGCUCCUUGAAUUACUCAACAUUAAACAAAUUUCCCUACAUAUGUUACAUCUACAUGUUCACGGGGAAGUAUAGAACAAGAUGAGUGUGUAAACUUAGUUACCUGUCACUUUGUACCCUGCUGUGCUCAUCACCGUCAGCUCACAGCUACUCGACAUUAUGGUCAUAUCUAAAACUAUGAAACACGGAUGUGCCUGUGUAGCCUCACCUUUGUGCCCCUGGUAACCUAUCAAACAUGAACACAGCAGACGGCAUUUUGCUGUGAGACAACCAAACUCAGUCUGUACAUCAACAUCUGUCUUAUUUUCAUAUCUUUUAGAAAUUGCACAUUGCCUUUUUAAUGCCUCCUCUCCCUCGCAGUGCCAGUUAUGCCAUAAAUCUGCCAGGGACGCCUCGCAUCACACCUGUGCCCAGAUUAUGUCUUUAAUUUGUUCAUCUGGCACAGUCGAAUGAAUCACUCUCACCCUAACGAGCACCAAGGCAGCCUGACCUGUACAGCAGUAGAUUGAAUUAAUUUCCUCCUUACUCCCCCUCUCCUUCUCACUGCAACGGACAAGACAGAUCCUGAUGUUACUAAAGAACUUCGAACAGCCCUGAUAGAGAUUACAGAAGUGCCUCUCUGUCUGCACCCAUCACCGUUCAGUCGUUUACAAGAUGGAGGGCAGUGAGCUCAAAACCUUAGACCUUGUUCUGACAGAUCUUACAGACUGAAGAGGGAUGGUGAUUAAAAAGUACUCUCCAAUCACGGUCUUUUCUCCAGGAAACAACUCAGACACUAUCAGACUGCCUCAGGGCCGGACUGAGAGGUCUCCUCUUCCUCAGCUCAGUCACUACAGUGUAUAAAGACUUGAAAAGAGCGGGGAAUUGUGUCAAACUAAGCCCGAGGAAGAUUUGAUGAACUGACUUUGACCUCUGACCCGUCGCGCAGCUUGUUGGACAUUUGUCGGGCAGCGAAUGGACGCCACUGUACAGAAAAACCAGCAGGAUCUGUGAGAAAAGCUCUGGAUCUUUUUUAUCUCUUCGCUUGUCAAGGAAACGAGGAAGCAGCUCCCAGCGAGGCUGUAAUUAUAUACAUGCUUGUUUCUGGAUGUGUGUAUGGACCCAAAGCUGGUGUAAAAAAAAAAAACAAACAUGAGGAUGCCGACGGUGUCUCUGCUUCUUCGUGCCCCUGCUUGACUUCACACAAUUUUGGAGUUCAGGGGUUUGAGGGCAUUCGUUGUGUUUUCCCCCUCAAACUCACAGAUCAACAGCUCUCUUCUGCAUUCCCCCUGUUUUAUUGUUUUUCUUGUAAAGACUGUGCUCCUUCUGUUAAAGGAUGCGUGUGCCUCACGAGGACAUGGACAGUAUUGUAGGGCAUUUGCAGUGACUGAGGACUUGAAUCUGUUUCACGUGAUGUUUUGAGAAGCGACGAGCGAAGCGAACUGAUUUGUCUUGGGGAGAACAGGAACCAUGUAGUGAAUGUCGAGCAUCAAGGUUAACUCAGGCAAACCUUCACUGAGAUACUGAGAAACAACUUAUUUUUAUGAUGUUUUAUUCACAUAGUUUAAAAAAAAAAAAAAGACGUCAUUUUAACGCCCAUUUUAAAGAACAAACAAAAAAAAACGAGAUUGUGCCUUUUUUAAGCCAACGCGAGUUUUAUCCCCCAGCAAAAUGUUUGAUCACACUCACUCAGUACCACCAUGCCUUCUGUUUUUUUGUAAAAGAGAGAUACAGAAUAAGUAAAUCUACACAUAUAUAUUUUAUUCAAAUAUAUAUUGAAUUCAAAUAUUAUAUUUCAAUAUGGUCAUUUGAUACAAAUCAGGAAAAUCCUACUAUUUUUAAAGGUAAAGAUAUGUAUAUAUUCUAAUGGGCAUAUUAUUACCAGUAUAAUUCAGCCUUUGCCUUCUCACCCUUGCCUUCUCUUGACCGUUGAGCUGCAGUGACAAAGGCCACCGGCGUCAGAGUUUUAUAUUUAUAUUGUAAAAAUAAGAAAUUCCAGUUAUUGUGUAUUCAGGGGACGGAGGGUGGAUACGGAGGAUACAUGAGUUAGAAACCUUCAAGGAGACCUGGGUCAAAUCGUAUUUACCUUGUUAGUGGGUGUGUUUGUUUCAACAUCACUGAAGUAGCUGACGGGUGGGGUUUACCACUUCAGGACGGAGUCAAGCACAGUCACAGGAAGGUAAAUCAUUCUAGGGCCGCAACUAACAUUUAUUUUUCAAUUAGUGCUGUCGUUGAAAAAAUGAUAUUGGUUCCUGAACAAUAAUUUCAGUAUCAGUUUUAUGAAAUCUGUACAAUAUUUUCUCAAUUAAUCAAUUAGUUAUGUGUCUAUAAAAUGUCAAGUCGUGUCUGCUAAGAGCUCAUGGUGGCGUCCUUAAAUGUCUUGUUUUUUCCACACCCCCAAAAUAUUCCCAAGAAAUCAGAACAUUUUCACAUUUAAGAAGCUGAAAUAAGAGCAUUUGGACUUUUUUUUUAUCUUUAAAAAAAAUUAUUCAAUCAUCAGAAUAAUCGGUGAUCAGGUUAAUAGUUGACAGCCGAUCGAUUCAGCGUUGCAGCUCAGUUAAAUUCCCUUUUUGUGUGUGUUCUGCUUGGUAAACCCCACCCACCUGCAACUGUCUGACCCUGACGUGGCGGUGCAGGUUGUAACGGCGCUGAUUCUGAUUGGACGACACACACACGGCAGGUUUUCAGCUCUGCGUGACCUCACACAGCCAACAGCUGCAGAUACGACUGGACUUCAGUUCGAAUGCGGACUGUGGACUCGAGUGACUUUGUGUGUGCGGGGCCGUCUGAACCCUGCCCAUACACACACACGCACACACACGCGUGCACACACACCGUCCUGGUUAGAGUGAGGCUUUACUGUGGCUAGAAGAAAGGGAAACAUGACAUCACACGUGACAUCAGACGCCCCCACAGUCUCUCUGGAGUUGACGGCAAACCAGAGAAACUACACACACAUUUAAACACACACACACACACAGAGGAAAUGGCAUCACAAACCUCAGAGCUCAGCGGAGAGAGAGGGACUUCCCAUAAUCUGACUCGCUCAUUCUGCUCGGUGUGUGUGACUGUGUGUGUGUAUGUGUGGGAAUGUGUGGUUUCUAUGGAUAUGCCAUCUACACACACACACACACCCCUGCUGAACACAGUUUAGAAAAGACUCCUCAGAUAAAGUCCCGGUUCAUUUAGUCCAGCCAGCUCCAGUCUCAUGUGUAACUUUUAUAUUUUAGUUUUCUUUGCCAGGCACUGAAAACUAUUACAUCUGUCCUUCUGAUUGGCUCUUUAGUUUCAAGAAUGCUCAGAUGUCCUCGUUAUUAAUCGUCAGUGGAAGACAUUUAACUGACCUUGAAGGAGAGACGUAGCAGUAACCACGCGUCUAGUAAAGAAAACUACCAACACAGAGCUGUACCUGAACUGUUGCACCUGUGCUGCCUUACCUGUCGUGGCUUCAAACACAAGAGAAUAACUGUUUUCCCCACCGGGUUGAUACUUUCACCCCUCGAUUUCAUCGAUGUUGUUCUUAUCAUUUUCUUCUGUAUUUUUUCAGACAUAUUACUGUUACUCUUGUAAUUAUUAUAUUAUUAACAUGACUAUUUUUUGAUUAUUUUGUACCCUCUUGCCAUGGCCCGGUCUCUUCUCUAUGAAAUUCCUGGUUUCCUCUGAGUUUUUGUUCCAGUUUGCACUCUUUUCUCAUGAACUUCAGCUAGUUGGCUUCAGUGCAGUCUUUAUUUUUUCUACUCACGCUGAUUUUAUAACCAUGUUACCAUGGACAAGAGGAGGGUCACAUUAUCCCCACAUGAUAUACAGCCGGGGAAGAAACAAUUGUUUUCAUUUUUUUGAUGUUGUGUAUAUAUAUAUUUUUUUUCCAUUUUGGAGGAUUCUGUAAGAAAAAAGAGCUUUGUACUGUUUAACCAUUGUAUUAUUUGAAACACCUCCCCUCUCUCUCUGGCCGCCUCUGUCUCUCCUCUCACGUCCACCUCGACGGUGAGCUGUCACUCCAGAGGAGGGACGGAGACUUUAGUUCUUAUCAUGGAGGAACCACCUGUACUUCUGUUUCUCUUCUAUCUGUUCAUCUUCAUUUGUAAUUAAACAAUAAUCAGGGUUCAUUAAAAAAGGUAAAAAUGGAGAAAUGUCA